AUGUAUAAAAAGAGAAAAUUAAAUACUAUCAUAGACAUUAUUAUAGAAAUCAUCCAGGUGGUGGGUGUAAAAUUCCCAACUCUCCGAAUUGGGUCAGUAAAGCAAGAAUCUCUAGACAUAACUAGCAACAUGAAUUGGAAGGUGCUGGCUGGUGUUUUAUUGGUAUUGUACGUGUCUGUUACUACUACCAAGGAAAUAAGAGACACUGCCUCUAACAUCCAAAAUGGUUUAUCAGCAGCUAAGGAACUUGGUGACUUUAUUGUGGCUAAAAAUUUCAACAAUGUCAUUGGAAAACUGGCUUCUGCUGUAACUCCCUAUCUCGGGAUCGUUGGACCCUUCGUUUCCUUCAUCAUGGGAUUUUUCGGACUAUCUGAAUCAGCCGAACUUAAAGCCAUAAAACGUUUAAACCAAGACGUUGACAAUCGAUUCGAUAAAGUUGAUAUAGAAUUUGAUGAAGUGAAAAACCUGAUUGAAUGGAGUAAAAUACAAGUACAGAAUUCUAAUGCUGAGCAAAAUAUUAAUGCUGUUAAUACGGACUUCGAACAUAUCUACACAUUUUCAUCAGGAGCUGUUAAGACUGCAGUCUCUACCUUCGUUGAUAACUUCAAGACUGUUUAUCAAGAUAGUGGUACAAAACUCUAUGACGGCAUCAUGAAUGAAGGACAGAUGUUUGGAGAUGGUCUUUUUAGUGCUGUCGUCAAACAUACCGAGUACGACAGAGGAAAAAGCCAAACCUUUAUGCUGGGGCUUCUUAAAUUGUUGAUGAAAGCAGCAAAGUUGGAACUGGCUUACCAUCAACUGAAAGGUCACACAGCAGCUCUACAUGAUUACCAAAACGUAUGGAAUACUCGAUUUACCCAUAUCAGAUCCAAAAUGAUGUCUACAGAUAACUAUAUUGUCAGUCAGUAUGAUACUCAAUCUGGAAAAGAUAUUGACAAUUAUCUUAUAAAGAAUCCGAAAACUAAAAUGAACAACAAUGACUUCAACAACAUGCUGUAUGAUUUCCUGGCUAAAAAAUACUUCUGGCGAGAUUGGUUCACUGUAACUUACAAGCAUAUAAACGGUGGUAAAGUCCAUAAAGUCGGACAGUGUGGUGGUUACACCAAGUUCAACAGCAAUAAUAGUGGUAGAAACGUUGUGGUCGAUAGUGUUGACAAACUAAAAGGACACAUCAAUAGAUAUAGAGCUCUGGAAGUUAUACAUAGUGUAAAUUCAUGUCGUAGAUUGUACCACUUUGGUAAACCCAUCUAUAUACCAAAACAUUGCGACACAGCCUACAACACUUUCCCAGCGUCAGUCAAAGACCAUUGCGAUCCGUAUGCCGCCCAAGGAGUUAUUGCUUAUACAAGGCACAAUGGUUAUGAAGUUUAUUUCAAAUCUGCUCCUAAUCGAUUGACUAUCGCUAGCCAAGAAGAUUGUAGCUUUGUUUAUGUCUUUGGUUGA
Molecule: messenger RNA, 1443 nt
Organism: Lottia gigantea (owl limpet)
Lineage: Eukaryota; Metazoa; Mollusca; Gastropoda; Lottiidae
Exons: 4
Coding region: 1-1443 (480 amino acids)
Source: RefSeq, a predicted model, not a curated record